GCCUCACAUGGCAGCCUGCUGGAGUUUUAAAGGUUCUCUGGGAGGUAGCUCAUUUCUCUGAGGUACCAGAGAAGCUGCACCGCUGUUAUAAAUCACUUUAAAUCACUACCGUGUUUAUUUUCGCCGUCAAAGCGUCAGCUGGACAGGAGGUUAAAGAUUAGCGCCUGAGCUAGCAGGGGUCAGCAUGGCUAGACGGUGGUCUGAGGGCCACUCCACGUCCAUUCUGUGUGUGGGGGUGUCUGCAGGCCCUGAAGCUCUCAUCGCUUCAGGCUCUGAGGGUGGCGAGAUCACAGUGUGGAGCCAGGAGGGUACCAUCGUAGGCCGCCUCACUCUCUCUGGUGAGGAGGACAGCACAAGUGUUGUGUUCUCACCUGCAGCUCCAAGCCAGCUGUAUGUGUCACGGGAUGCAGUCAGUGUCCUUGACCCCAGGAACCUGAAGGGCCCCAUAGAGGAGUUUCAGGCUGCAGGGGAGGAGGAGAUCAAUGCUUUAGCGUUGAAUGAGACAGGUUCAGCCCUGGCAGUGGCCGAUGACUCCGGGGCUGUGCGGGUACUGGAGCUUCCUGGGGGGAAAGCAUGCAGGACUCUGCGCAGACACACCAACAUCUGCUCCUCUAUUGCUUUCCGGCCUCACAGGCCCAAUAACCUGGUAUCUGUCGGACUGGACAUGCAGGUGAGUGCUUGGGGUCUACAGAAGACCCGCCCUCUAUGGACCCUCAAUCUUCAGGAUGUGGCAGAGGAGGAAGGGGACCAUCAGCAGCGCCCUGGUCAGCUCUUCAACCCACCACUGGCCCACUGCGUUUCUGUGUCGAGCUGUGGAACCAUUUUGGGGUGCGCAGCAGAGGACGGCCGGGUACACCUGAUGAGGAUCGGCAGCGGCUCGAAACUGGAGCAGCACGGAGCAUUCAAAGCCACAGCCAGGGAGGCCUCACAAGCCCACUUUGUUAACUUCCUUCCCCACCCAUACUGGCUCAUCACUGGUGGAAAUGACAGCCAGGUUGCCUUAUGGGACCUCAGUAAGCACCAAGUGGUGGCUCCAGAGGGGAGAAAUCAAAAGACAGUGCCCCAACGAAGGAAGGGCAAGAGCAAGACAAAGAAAAAGGAACAGUCCCAGAAUAAAACAAAGACUGAGAUGCAGAAAGACGAGGCUGAGGGGGGCGAUGAAGCAGCAGCAGCAGGAGGAGGAAGUGCAGAGGAGGUGACGGAGGAUAUUGGGCCCAAACUAAGCAUCAGCCACGGGGACAAGGUGAACUGGCUGUGCCCUGCUGUGCUGAAAGGAGAACCAAGUGUGAUAGUUGCAGAUCAGAGUUCCAGUCUGACUGUCUACUCUCUGUCUUAACUGGACACGCAACAGCUUUACAGCUUAUGCUUCUCACAGUGGUACACUUUGUGAACUUGCCUAAUUUUUUGAUUUGCUUUCUUAAAGUGUGAAUUGUGUGACUGGUUUUAAUUGUACAGCAGCAAACAUCAGAAAAAUGUGCAUGAGAGUUCCCAGUAUAAUAACUGGGUCCUUAAUUAUUUUGGAGUCUCAUUUACUACAGACUUCAGUUAUUUGAGGUUUUGUGUG
Messenger RNA from Archocentrus centrarchus (flier cichlid), 1564 nucleotides. It is a transcript of the gene wdr53, whose product is annotated as WD repeat domain 53. The record is from RefSeq and is a predicted model, not a curated record. NCBI's taxonomy places the organism in Eukaryota, Metazoa, Chordata, Actinopteri, Cichliformes, Cichlidae. Gene Ontology annotation, molecular function: protein binding.